CUCUGGAGCUCUGAACUGGAAAAACGGGAGGGGACAGGGUGGCGCCAGCAGGACCUUGAGAGGAGGCAGAACACCGGAGAUAGGCGGGUUAGAGCAGAGACAGGCACCUGGCAAACCUCACCUGAGGACGCCAAGGCCACCCUUGUCCAGUUAAGCCUCUUCCCCGCCUGCGCUGGAAGGAUUCUCACCUUGUGCCCCGACCUCAGCCUCCUUUCCAAGCCCCACUGAGGAGUGACUCACUUCUGGGCCUCCAUCCACAUAGCCUCCGCCUGGCAGCCCACAGGCGCCUGGUCCAAGGCCUGCUGCCUUCACCAUGGUGAAGCUGCUGCCCGCCCAGGAGGCAGCCAAGAUCUACCACACCAACUAUGUGCGGAACUCGCGGGCGGUGGGUGUGAUGUGGGGCACGCUCACCAUCUGCUUUUCCGUGCUGGUCAUGGCCCUCUUCAUCCAGCCCUACUGGAUCGGUGACAGCGUCAAUACGCCCCAGGCGGGCUACUUCGGCCUUUUCUCCUACUGCGUGGGCAACGUGCUCUCUUCCGAGCUCAUCUGCAAGGGCGGCCCUCUGGACUUCUCCUCCAUCCCUUCCAGAGCCUUCAAGACAGCCAUGUUCUUCGUGGCCUUGGCCAUGUUCCUCAUCAUUGGCUCCAUCAUCUGUUUCAGUCUGUUCUUCAUCUGCAACUCGGCCACUGUCUACAAGAUCUGUGCGUGGAUGCAGCUGGCUGCAGCCACAGGUUUAAUGAUAGGCUGCUUGGUCUACCCAGACGGCUGGGACUCAAGUGAGGUGCGACGCAUGUGUGGGGAGCAGACAGGCAAGUACACUCUGGGCCACUGUACCAUCCGCUGGGCCUUCAUGCUGGCCAUCCUCAGCAUCGGCGAUGCCCUCAUCCUCUCCUUCUUGGCUUUUGUUUUGGGCUACCGGCAGGACAAGCUCCUCCCUGAUGACUACAAGGCAGAUGGAAAAGAGGAAGUCUAAAGCAGCUGAAGGGCCGG
Molecule: messenger RNA, 990 nt
Organism: Marmota flaviventris (yellow-bellied marmot)
Lineage: Eukaryota; Metazoa; Chordata; Mammalia; Rodentia; Sciuridae
Gene: Lhfpl5
Product: LHFPL tetraspan subfamily member 5
Biological process (GO): sensory perception of sound; detection of mechanical stimulus involved in sensory perception
Cellular component (GO): plasma membrane
Source: RefSeq, a predicted model, not a curated record